UUCGUUUCUCCUCUCUUCGACUCCUCCCACCCAUUCCUCUCUCCUCGUCGUCGGGGAGGAGGCGUGCCUACUCCUCCGUUCUCCCGUUCGUUCAUCCCCUUCUCUCCCUCUUCCUGGCGGCGACGACUGGGCGAGCGGCGCCAGCCUACGCCACGCCGGCGACGAGUAUCCACCAGUUGCUCUUAUGGAGAAGGAAGAUACAAAGAAGAAAGAGGCUGAUGACUCCACUCCUCAGCAUCGCCGCAAAGCUGGACUUAAAUUUGCACCCAAAGUUCUUCCUAAGAAAGACCCAAAGAUCAUCCCUAAAACGGAACCACAAGAGGAGAACAAGGCCCUGACAAUUGAUAAGAAAAUGAUGUCUGGACUUGGGAGCUUGCAGAGCAGUUAUGGCCCAGGAAGUGGAACUAAGGCUGAGAAACAAGGAACCCCUGUCCAGGUUGCAUUUGGACGAGCAGACCCUUCAAUUGCAAGAACUUUUCCCACUCGAAGAAGCUUUUCAUCAGACGUAUCUGCUGUAAAAUUACCCAAGGAGCACGAUGAACCAUGGGACUACAACUGCACCGAUUAUCCUGUUACUCUACCACUGAGAAGGCCCAACUCUGGAAAUGCAGAAAUUCUUGAUGAAGAGGAAUUCGGACAUUCAUCCGGCAGAGCCCAAGUUAGUGAACUGAGUGCAGCUGAAGAACUUGGUCUGAUGCAAAGGGUAGAUACGCCGCAGUUGCUCUUCUUCCAGUUUCCUACAACUCUUCCUUUACCAAGGCAGGCUGACCCAGAUGCUGGCACAAAUAUGAAUAUGAAUGCAAAAUCCAUGGGGGACAACAGGAAGAGGCGUCUCGACUCAAUCCAUGGCUGUGGUCUGAAAGAGCUCCCAGAUGGCUUCAUGGGGAAGAUGCUCGUGUACAAGAGUGGUAAAGUGAAGAUGACGCUCGGUGAUGUGCUUUUUGAUGUUUCAGCUGGCUCGAAUUGCAUGUUUCCUCAGGAAGUUGUAGCAAUUAACACCAGGGAGAAGCACUGCUGCGGCAUAGGGGAGAUCGGAAAGCGUGCAAUUGUAACACCUGAUAUCAACUCUUUGCUAGAAUCUAUUGAGAUUUGAUAAGAUGGAGUAGCCUGUGGGGUGUUACGAAUGGGUAAAUCUAGGUCCUGUUGCAUGUUAUGCUUGGUGGAAAUGUUUAGAAGUACUUCAGCGGUGGUCGCAAGUGGGUCGAUGCUGCUGCAACCAUGUGAAGACUAUGGAGUUGCAAAUCUGCAGGAGUAGAGCUAACUUUUCUGAUUUCAGAUGUAAAUGGCAAAGGAAUUGUUUUGCUUGUUUACUUUGACCCCCUGUUUUCACCUAACAAUCGGAACACUUGACUGAUGUCAGGAGUUCACGGCAGUUAAAGGAACAUUACAUUCUGUUUUGGUCCAUUUUGUCCAUGAAUGAAGGAAAACACGUGGUUCUUGACGGGAA
Setaria italica (foxtail millet) is the source of this 1447-nucleotide messenger RNA. RefSeq lists its product as uncharacterized. Gene Ontology annotation, cellular component: RNA polymerase III complex. Gene Ontology annotation, biological process: transcription by RNA polymerase III. NCBI's taxonomy places the organism in Eukaryota, Viridiplantae, Streptophyta, Magnoliopsida, Poales, Poaceae. The coding region runs from base 185 to 1093 and encodes 302 amino acids. The transcript has 11 exons. The record is from RefSeq and is a predicted model, not a curated record. Gene Ontology annotation, molecular function: DNA binding.